Messenger RNA from Exophiala dermatitidis NIH/UT8656, 1630 nucleotides. RefSeq lists its product as uncharacterized. NCBI's taxonomy places the organism in Eukaryota, Fungi, Ascomycota, Eurotiomycetes, Chaetothyriales, Herpotrichiellaceae. The record is from RefSeq and is a predicted model, not a curated record. The coding region runs from base 1 to 450 and encodes 149 amino acids. The transcript is spliced from 2 exons.
AUGGAUCGCGGAUCCAUUAUCGCCACCCUCAUCUCCGGCUUUCUGCCUGGUUGGGUGUACCGCCUAGCCAGGCACGCACACUCUGCCUUGAGUACAGUCUUGUGGUGGAUCUCCCCACAAGACGUCUCCCCUCCUGAGCCUGAGCCCGAACCCGAGCCUGUUCCUGCUCCUGUUCCUGCUCCUGCUCCUGCUCCUGCCCCUGCACCUCUCAUCGUCCAUCUUUCGGACGAGUCUAUCGCUAAGGUCAAGGCUGCCGUGCGGGAGGCCUUGGACGAGAGCUCAGCAUCAGUGAUCGCCGAACAGAUUGAGAUCGUCGAGAUUCUCAAUUGGAUUGAGCGACUCGCCGCUGGGCAAUCGUUCACGGUUUCCUUGCAUGGCACAGCUGUCGAGGUGGGCGGGUGGGACACCAGCGGCGGGCUCGCACUUUUACGCAGUGCUGGUGAUAAGUAGCUCUUAGAGUGAAACUAAGCCGAGCCCAGCUCUUGGAUGAUCUCUCACUCCUCACUCUUCGAGCAUCAAGCUAACUGAUUCACUCUAGGCUCGCCCCUCUCGAACCACUGUCCAAGCCAGCGAUCGGGCUUGUCUGCCUCACCCUCUAUUGGAUGUUUUCAAACCCCUCUUCGAGCAAGCACCUUCGAGAGCGCGAUUCAAGGAGAAGGUACAAAGGGAUUUGCCCAUGGUUUGCGGGUUGGCAUCCCGUCACCAUUGCAAGGGCAGCGCCUGGUCUUGAGUUCGAGCUGGCAUCCUGUCAUCAUUGCAGGGGACACUGUACCUGCGCAAUUGAGCCAUGAUUGGGUCAUAGUGCCAUCCCCACAACUGGAUCCAGCUCUGGCGCCUUCGAGGCUGGUUCGGGGAGCACAAUCCUACGCACUCUCCUUCAACUCCUCCUUUGAACACUUUCUCCAGGUCGCGAACAGGAGGAUAAUUAAUGUCGAAGGGUUCAUCUAUCAUAGGUUUAUCAGAGAAAUGUGCAUCCUCUGCCUCGUCCCUGUUGUCAAAGUCUCGACCUCCAAAAGACUGCCAUAUCUCGAGUUCAAUUUGGACGCGCGUACCGCCGCCGUCGAGUUCCACCCGGACUCGUAGGUCGGUGGCGCAACGACCACAGCUCAACAGAUCCAGUCUUCUCGUCCGAUCGCCGGAACAGCCUACCCGGAGCCGGAACGCGUAUAAAAUGACCGCAGGGAUUCUUUGUGGGGUAUGAGUACAGCCGAUUCUGGCGGUGAAUUUAUGGAUUGCAGGUAAAAGUCGACUAGAGACAAUUUGACCUAAGUCGACUCGUGAAAUCGGAGUGCUCGAUGGUUCAGGUUGAGCUAGUAGUAAUGAUACGGAUAGCUUAUGAACACUGUGAAGGAACAGCUUUCCUCUGACCACGCGAGCCUCAAUCGUCUUGUUGAUACACACGCCCUCGGGAAAGAGCGCAAGGACGUUCGACUUGCAGGUGUGAUUUAGUUCUUGGAGCUGCGGACCGUAUCGCGAGCCUUUGGCAAAUCCUCUCAGGAACGCAUCGACCAUAUUACGGUAGAUCAUCACGGGUUCAUGAGUAAAGCACCAAGGUGCGCCACGCUUCGACAGCGUGUGUUUAUGGCGAUUAUAGCGGUUAGGACAUAGAUAUCGCGAUGACUUGCCCCAA